AUAUUUUUGAGUUCCAUAUCUUCCAUAUUAUGUCCAUAUUCCAUUUAUCUACAUAAUAAAAUAAGUUAAACCGCUGCUACCACAGCCUGCUGCGUUGGUUACUUUUUUUUUUAUGACUUAGGUUGGAGUAGUAUACAGGUGUAUCAUUGUUUGUUGUUGUAUUAAACUUGUACACACCAUAUAAAGAAAUCCAUUUGUUUAUGAGUCCAGAACAACAUACUUGUGUUUCUACGAUUUUGCAUAUUCUUUGAAUAAUAUGGAAAAAAGUGGUAAUCCGCCUCCAUAUGGUUGGGGAAAUGGCCAUACUCUACAACCUCCGCCUGCCGCACCCCCGAGCUACUCACAAGCUGUUGGAGGAGUAGGACCUUCAAGCCCCUAUACUCCACAAUAUCCUGCUUCUGCAGGCCCACCUAUCGUCACUACAGUGGUAGCUGUUGGUCCCCAUCCAACACAUAUGAUAUGUCCAAGCUGUCAUGCAGAAAUUGAUACAGCUACUCAAACAAAGCCUGGCCUUAUUGCAUAUAUUUCAGGAGCUAUCAUAUUUCUAUUGGGAUGUGUUUGUGGAUGCUGUCUCAUUCCUUGCUGCAUAGAUAACUGUAUGGAUGUACACCACAAAUGUCCUCAUUGUGGGGCCUAUCUUGGACGUUAUCGACGAUGAAUCGACGCCUGAAAUAUUUUUUAUAGUAAUAUUGUUUUAUAGUAAUAUUAUUAUAUACGCAAUGAAUCUAGCACAGAUCUGAUAACAUUUAUAUGAAUGUUUAUUCAUAUAAUUUAUUGACUCAUUAUAAGUAAAGAUCAUGGUCAGAUAUUUUAACAUCAUUUAAUCUGUUUUAAAGGACAAUUUAAAAAUUUCUGCCUGUUUAAUUACGUUGAUGUUUUUCACAAUUUUUAAGAAUAAUAUUAUAGGUAUACUGAUUGUAUAUUAUUUAUAAAAAGAGUAAUAAAUAUAUUUUACUGCCUUAUAUAAUUUUUGAUGCUAUUGCAUUUUUAGUUGACACUGAAUAUAUUUUUUUUUAUUACUUUCGUAAAAAAAUAUUCCUAUACCUAUUACAUAAAAUCAACAAAUGCAAUGAUUUUAAAUUUGCCUACUUAAACUAAGGUAUGUGUAAUGUAAUAUAGAUUAGAAAUGAUCAAUUUAUUAUUUAUUUAUUUAAAUCAAAGCUCUCCAAAACAGUUACGCUCUCGGGCCAAUACAAACUGCUGCAGAAAUAAAUACUUAAAUUUUUUGAUGAGCAAAUACAACUAAUAUUUUAUUAAAAUAAUUACAACUAAAUUGGGAACCUCCCUUUUUCGAUGUCGAAGUUUAUUAAAAAUAAAAGUAUUGCGUAUUUGUCUUAAAUAAAGAUUACACCUACCCGCGGGCCGUGCUUUGGAUAGUUCUGCAAUCAUAUGUAUCAGUUUUCUAUAUGUAUAAGCAUAAUAUUAAAUUAUUACUCAUUUUAGAUUAAUCAUACCUACAGCUUUUAUUUAACGUUAAUGUAAAUAAUAUAAAAAAAAUCUAUCAAUGAAACAAUUUAGUAAUUAUUUUGUUACCAGCUUGUAUUCUGGCAUAAUAAUAACUAGUACUGAGAUAGCCAUUGUAUGGCUAAUUGGCAUAAUGUAUAUGGUUUUGAACAUGUGGUAAAAGAUGAUUGUACUUUCCAUUAAUUAUAUAUUAUAUUUCAUGGUUAUCUAUUGAAUAAUUAUUCUUAUGUUACUAAUCUACUCGACAGCUACCUACGCGAAGUGGGCGAUUAGUUACCUACUUAACAUAUUUGUUAUUUAGGCAUUUUAUUCAAAAUAGUUAAGUUGCGAACUCGAAUUAAUAACCAUUUUUGUAGUCUCAAUUUUGAUAAGUAUGUUUUAGUUUCUGUACGAAACAUGUCUUUAUUUAUUAGUAAAGUUGCUUUCUAGGUAGGUACCAACAUAAUGUAAAACUACAGUGUAUUGAUCGAUGACAUAAAAUAUUGCUAAUCGAUAUCUUCAUAUUAAGCAUAUUAAAAUAUUGACUGUCGUAAUGAAUUAUGUACUUACCUGUACACGUUAGUAUAACCCUUAGGUAUAGUAAUAUACUAAAUGAACGAGCCUACGAACAGACUUAGCGUCAGGGCAUAUGCAUAAAAUAUUAUUCGUGUGGUACAAUUAAUAACGCCUAAUUCUAUGCGAGUAUUUUUGAAACUUUAAUGCUAUCCCUAAGAAAUUUAUACGAAAGAGGUAUGAAAAUUGUUUGAAACUUUUAUACUAAAUUUUAUCAAGUACAGUGCUGUUUGUAAAAUUUUGUUCCACAUAAAAGUGACUUCAAUCCUGACUAAUUGACAAAACUUAAACCUGUCGCUUAAAAAAAAAAAAACAAUACAAAAAAUACAAAUACAGUCGAACUGAGAAUUUCUUUUGAAGCAGAUUAAAAAUAGUUUUAUAUUUAUAUUAUUUAGAAUUUUUUUCAUAUUCAGAAUAUGAAUUAGAUAUCCUACUAUCUGUGUUGUUACUAUACUAUAUCUUGUGUAUUACUCUUGUUAUUUUCUUUACACUGUAUACCUUUAUUAGCUAUAUAUGACGAUAAACAGAUAUUAGCAACGAAAUUAGACUCGCGUCAUACAUAUAACAGUACGUACGUACGUACGUAUUUCUGUAGAUUGUUAUGUUUGAUGUCAUCAAUAUUACUUGUGGUACGAAAUUUACAUAUUAUUUAUUUAAUUUAUUAUAUAAUUAACUACAAUAACUAGAAAUAAUUUAAUCACAAAAUGUUUUCUGAUACUUUUACAAAAAUAAAAAAUGUAUUAAUACGAAA
Galleria mellonella (greater wax moth) is the source of this 2767-nucleotide messenger RNA. RefSeq names its product LITAF domain-containing protein. The transcript is spliced from 4 exons. The coding region runs from base 257 to 658 and encodes 133 amino acids. NCBI's taxonomy places the organism in Eukaryota, Metazoa, Arthropoda, Insecta, Lepidoptera, Pyralidae. Gene Ontology annotation, molecular function: zinc ion binding. The record is from RefSeq and is a predicted model, not a curated record.